Uloborus diversus is the source of this 1560-nucleotide messenger RNA. RefSeq names its product ankyrin-1-like. Gene Ontology annotation, cellular component: nucleus; cytoplasm. The record is from RefSeq and is a predicted model, not a curated record. NCBI's taxonomy places the organism in Eukaryota, Metazoa, Arthropoda, Arachnida, Araneae, Uloboridae. Gene Ontology annotation, molecular function: protein binding. The transcript has a single exon. The coding region runs from base 1 to 1560 and encodes 519 amino acids.
AUGGUCAAGGAACUUCUUAGUGCUGGUGCCAAUGUCCUCCUCCCUACAAAUCUUGGAUGGACACCACUGCACUUCGCUCUUCAGAAUGGUGCCGAGGAUGUCGCAGAAGUCUUUUUAGAGUCUGACAGAGUUAUUGACAUGCAAGACAAAUGGAAUAGAACUCCCUUGCAUGUGGCCGUAGAAAGACGAUGUACAGGAACAGUGAGGAAGUUGCUCGCUUUGGGGGCUAACACCCGUAUUCAAGGAAUUGACGACCGCACUCCCCUCCAUAUCGCUCUUCGUGAAGAGAUGGAGGAUAUGGCAGAAAUCCUCGUCAAUUUCGACAGCGAAAAUAAACUUAAGGAUAUUUGGGGUCUGACCCCUUUGCAUUUGGCUGCAAGAGCAGGAUAUGUGAGAAUAAUGAGAAAGCUGCUGGCAGCGGGGGCUGAUUUCCGUUCCCAAGAUAGAGAGGGUAACUCGCCUCUCCAUAUCGCUCUUAGAAGUGACAAGGAGGAGAUAGCAAAUUUACUUGUUGACUUACAUAGCUUGAACGACCUGAGAAAUUCAGGGGAUCAUACUCCUUUGCAUUUUGCUGCAGAAGCAGGAAUGGUAGGAGUAAUGAAAAAGCUGAUCGCUGCAGGGGCUGAUAUUCAUGCCCAAAGUUGUAUCGGUUACGCGCCUCUCCACUUCGCUCUUGUGUACGAAUGGGAGGAUGCAGCAAAUUUACUUGUUGAUUUAGAGAGCAAAAAUGAACCGAAAAAUGAUGAUGGCGACACUCCCUUGCAUACUGCAGCAGAAGCAGGAAUGGUAAGCAUAGUGAAGAAGCUGCUCGCUGCAGGGGCUGAUAUCUAUGUUCAAAAUAAAUACAAUGAAAUGCCUCUCCACUUAGCUCUUUACAAAAAGAAGGAGGAAACGGCGAAUUUACUACUCGAUUUAAUGAUCGCAAAUAACUUUCAAGGUUGUGAUGAGAACAGUCUCUUGUGGGUUGCUGUAUGCGUACAAUCAGUGGAUGUAGUGAGGAAAUUGUUGUUCUCUAACGUGCAUCCACAUAGAAAGCACGAGUUUGACGAAAAAUAUCCACUGUUUAUAGCGUUUGAACUGGGAAGAAACGAUAUUGCGAAGAUGCUUCUUUCAUCUUGCGCAUUGAAGCACAUUGCGAUCCAUGGGGAUGAUUCGCUUCCCGCAGCCCAUGAUAUGCAGUACUGCGUCCAACAGCUGGCUGAAUUUGAAGCCGAGAUCCAUCAGAUGAAGAACACAAAGCUGUAUGACACCACCAUAUCCUACUAUGAUCUUGCGUCGGCAUCCGUCGCCAAAUUGGCCCUCUACUAUGGAAACGAAAACGUCCGAAGCGUUUUACUUCAGGAUGAGUUGCAGAAGUUUCCAAACUAUGCGGAACUAAUUUAUUUCAGAAUGAGGAAGGCGGAAACGAGGAAGGUAUGGCAUGAUAAGUGCAUGGAGUGUUUUGCUGUUUUGUGCCACAACCUACCUCCUCUUUCAGCAAUUAGCAUCGAUAAUGUGUUACUUAGCUUGAGUGAGAAAGAAAUGCAAAUACUUGUGGAAGCUUUCAAUUUUAAUCUAUAA